This is a messenger RNA of Aspergillus japonicus CBS 114.51, 1059 nucleotides long. RefSeq names its product tRNA splicing endonuclease subunit SEN34. Gene Ontology annotation, biological process: tRNA-type intron splice site recognition and cleavage; tRNA splicing, via endonucleolytic cleavage and ligation. The record is from RefSeq and is a predicted model, not a curated record. Gene Ontology annotation, molecular function: nucleic acid binding; tRNA-intron lyase activity. The coding region runs from base 1 to 1059 and encodes 352 amino acids. The transcript has 2 exons. NCBI's taxonomy places the organism in Eukaryota, Fungi, Ascomycota, Eurotiomycetes, Eurotiales, Aspergillaceae. Gene Ontology annotation, cellular component: tRNA-intron endonuclease complex.
AUGAUUUGCAAUGCCUAUCUCCGCUACCCUCUCCUCCCCGUCCCGAUCUCGUAUAUCGCGGGUAGCUACUUUCUCUUCUCCAUCGAUGCCGUGACGUAUCUGAGACGCGAGCACCACAUCUGCGGCGUGCUCACCGGCACCCUGCCGCAGAUCCCCCAGCAGAACGUGUUUCUGGGGCUGCCGCUGAAGCUGAUGCCCGAGGAGGCGCGGCUGCUGGUGGAGCACGGUGUAGCUUGCAUUGUAGACGAGGUAAAAGCGCAGCGCGAGGGCAUGAGCGCCCUCCGCGAGGCCGACCGCCGGAAGUAUCGCCGCGAGCUAGAAUCCCAGGGCGCCCACGCCAUGCGGCUGCAGACCAACCGCAAGGAGCAGCAACGCGAGGCGGCGCUGAAGCGGGUAGACGCGAAGAAAACUGCUGCCGCGAAGAAGAAGGCUGCUGCUGCUGCUACUGCCGUGGGUGAAGCUGAGGGUGAGGGUAAUGCUGGUGAUAAUGCUGCCGGCACAGGGAGCGAUGAGCCCGAACCAAGCCCCUCCGCCCCAGCUCCUGCUGCUGCUCCUGCUGAAGAUACCCCAAUGACCACCACCACAUCUCCCUCCCGCCGCACCUCGAUCACAUCCACCUCCACCUCCAUAACCACCGCCCCCUACGGCACAACAAUGGGCAUCACCCCGGCCACCUCCCACCCACCACUCCCGUAUUCACCCUCUUCUUCCACAGCCCACCAACUCCUCCCACCGCCCACCGUGCCCCCCUCCUAUCCGCUCUUCGCCCACCUCCACGCAGAGGGGUACUACCUCUCGCCCGGCCUGCGCUUCGGCUGCCAGUACCUGGCGUACCCCGGCGACCCGCUGCGGUUCCACUCGCAUUUUCUGGUGGUCGCGGCCGACUGGGACGAGGAGCUCGAUCUGAUGGCGGUCGUCGCGGGCGGACGGCUGGGCACCGGCGUCAAGAAGGGGUUUUUGAUUGGCGGGGCGGCACAGCCGAGGGAGGAUGAGUCGGGGCUGGGGUUGGGAGAUGCGGGGAGUGUGCGGACGUUUAGUGUUGAGUGGGCGGGGAUGUGA